AUGAAAAACUGCAUCGAUGUUCGCCCAAUACCCAUAAGUGAUAGUCUAACGCGUCUCGGCCAGCAACUGGUUACGCUCCGCUGUCGAAUGUCAAAACGUUCUCGGAUGCCGUGGCGAGCGCCGUUUCUCUUCCUGCUCCUUGUGCAAUUCGCAGAAGCACGAAAUCAGAGGGUCAAGCGACAAUGGGCGCCUGAUCAAAGUCAGUCUGAAGUCUGGAACCAACAACCCUUCCAUAAUCACCAACAACGGCACAUUUAUUCCCAAGAGCAAAACUGGAAUACUGGCUAUAGAGGGAGCGGUUCCUACGAGGGGCAGGGACGGAGCUCAUACGGAAGGCCUCCAAUCUUCGAACCGCCAGUGAGAAGCUCCUAUGGAAGACCGCCUAUGAUAGAGCAGCAGCAACCACCGCCUAGAGAGCUCCCAGUUGCACCUCCUCCACCUCCACCGGAUCCACCUUCAGUAGAUCCUCCACCUAGUGGUCUGCCACCAGUUCUACCUCCACCUCCUGACAGCGGUAGUACUGUUCCUGGAAGUAGAAUCGAUGGCCCAUUAGAGCCCUUCCCAACGACACAGAGCCCGGCCAUCGGCACUGGCAUCGGACAAAUACCGCCAAGCCCAUCUGUGGACACUGGGAACAAGGAAGUGAAUCCCGUCUUAUUUGGAGUUGACACUAGCCAGGGUAAUGUCCCUGCCCCAGGCGGAACCUUUUCUACUGCAUCCCCUGGUUUCAUCGGCGUGGAUCCCAAUGUUCCGACUCUACCACCUCCUCCACCUCCUCCUUUCGGGACCACACCAUUCAGUCCAGCAAGCACUCCGAACCCCUUUGAUGGUGCUCCUGACCUUCCACCUGAAGACAAGACAACUGUCGAUAUUAUUUCGACUAUAAUAGCCACGGCAAGUCCCUCAGUUUCAAUGACGUUCCCUCCUCCUUUCGAAACCUCGACUCCAUUUUUUAUUGACGCUGUACAAUCCUCUGCAGUUCCUUCUUCUUCUGGAUUCACACAGGGUUCUACCACUGCAACCGACAGUCAGGGAAGGACCAUUAUCCCAGUUGACUUUGUACCUACAGAAGUCCCAGCUGCAACUGCCGAACCAAACGAAGACCCAGAUGACUUUCGCAGUUUUCUCGCUCCAAAUGGUACUGUGAUUCUACGAUCACCCCCGCUUCCAAAGGAUGUCGCCGAAAAGCUAAAACUGCUCGGAUUCAGCGAGCUGAAGAAGGCUUGA
Messenger RNA from Cylicocyclus nassatus, 1227 nucleotides. Lineage: Eukaryota; Metazoa; Nematoda; Chromadorea; Rhabditida; Strongylidae. The record is from the annotation of a GenBank genome assembly.